This is a messenger RNA of Colletotrichum paranaense, 468 nucleotides long. RefSeq lists its product as uncharacterized. Lineage: Eukaryota; Fungi; Ascomycota; Sordariomycetes; Glomerellales; Glomerellaceae. The record is from RefSeq and is a predicted model, not a curated record. The transcript is spliced from 4 exons. Bases 1 to 468 code for a protein of 155 amino acids.
AUGCAGUCCGUUCUCACCAUUGCCACCCUGGUCACCGCCGCCUUCGCCGGCGUGAUCCCCCGAGAUGAAGACAACGGACCCGUCAACAUCCCCGUCGACAGCGUCGGCAACCCCAAGGGCGAUACGGUUCAGGCCAUUACGCACUUGUACAUCUGUUCCGACGCCAACUUCUCCGGCCGUUGCCAGAACUUGGAGUCCAACACCGGCCAAUGCUUCAGGCUGCAUCUAGACGAUUUGGGCAACGGCUUCAACGACGUUGUUUCAUCGCUUGGGCCUGAUGCGGGAACUUCUUGCACUAUCUGGGAGAAUGCUGGAUGCACGGGAGCCUCCAUCGUCAAUAUUGUCAACCCUGGCAUCUACAAUCUCGCUGACUCCAACUGGAACUUCAACGACAAGAGUCCGGGUUACGCAUCUUAUCCAGCACCGCCGAUCCAAAACUACGGCCACUCUGAGGCGGAUGACAGAUAG